GAUGCCUGAUCGGAAAAUCUCGCAGGCAAGGCCACAACCUCAAGACAGCUGAAGCUCCUGGCCAUCAGGAACAGAGCCAAGGUCCCACAGUCAGUCUUCUUUCCUAGAAAAUGAUUUCUGGGUUUUGAGGAGUUUUCCUCCUGGCAACCCAGAGCUGGCAUUUCGGGAGGUGGUUUCUGGGCCCUACUGUGUGGCGGUCGCAUGCAGCUCCUAUGAGGCCCCUGCCGCCGGUCGGCGAUGUCCGCUUGGAGGUGUCCCCGCCGCCGCCGCUCCCGCUGCCGGCUGUGAGCGGGUCUCCGGUCGGCUCGUCUGGGCGUCUCAUGGCCGCUAGCAAAUCCCUGGUGCCCGACCGGCUGCGCCUACCGCUCUGCUUCCUGGGUGUUUUUAUCUGUUACUUCUACUAUGGGAUCCUGCAGGAAAAAAUAACAAGAGGAAAGUAUGGGGAGGGAGCUAAACAAGAGACGUUCACUUUUGCCUUAACUUUGGUCUUCAUCCAGUGUGCGAUCAAUGCAGUGUUUGCCAAGAUCUGUUUCUCUUGUAUGUUUUUUUGUCUUCUCCUAGUGAUCCAGUUUUUUGACACUGCCAGGGUGGAUCGAACUCGGAGCUGGGUCAAUGCUGCCUGUUCUGUCUCCUAUCUGGGUGCCAUGGUCUCCAGCAACUCAGCACUACAGUUUGUCAACUACCCGACUCAGGUCCUUGGUAAAUCCUGCAAGCCAAUCCCAGUCAUGCUCCUUGGGGUGACACUCUUGAAGAAGAAGUACCCCUUGGCCAAGUACCUGUGUGUGCUGCUAAUUGUGGCUGGAGUGGCCCUUUUCAUGUACAAACCUAAGAAAGUAGUUGGGAUGGAAGAACACGUGGUCGGCUAUGGCGAGCUGCUCCUGCUGUUGUCUCUGACCCUGGACGGACUGACAGGUGUUUGCCAGGACUACAUGCGAGCACAUUACCAAACAAGCUCCAACCACAUGAUGCUGAACAUCAAUCUUUGGUCGACGUUGCUGCUGGGAGUUGGAAUCCUGUUCACUGGGGAGCUCUGGGAGUUCUUGGGCUUUGCCGAAAGGUACCCAGCCAUCAUCUACAACAUCCUGCUCUUUGGCUUGACCAGUGCCCUGGGCCAGAGCUUCAUCUUCAUGACAGUUGUGUAUUUUGGUCCCCUGACCUGCUCCAUCAUUACCACAACUCGAAAGUUCUUCACUAUCUUGGCUUCUGUGAUCCUCUUCGCCAAUCCCAUCAGCCCCAUGCAGUGGGUGGGCACCGUGCUUGUGUUCCUGGGUCUCGGUCUUGAUGCCAAGUUUGGGAAAGGAGCUAAGAAGACAUCCCACUAGAAAGAGAAACUACCUCCACCCUUGAAUGCUUACGUGACUAUCUCCCAAGCUCCUGGGAAAAUGGACUCAGUAGUGAUACAGGACUGGGUUCCAGUCUUGUUCUUUUUUUUUAAA
Messenger RNA from Heterocephalus glaber (naked mole-rat), 1436 nucleotides. It is a transcript of the gene Slc35b1, whose product is annotated as solute carrier family 35 member B1. Gene Ontology annotation, biological process: UDP-galactose transmembrane transport. The record is from RefSeq and is a predicted model, not a curated record. Gene Ontology annotation, molecular function: UDP-glucose transmembrane transporter activity; UDP-galactose transmembrane transporter activity. Lineage: Eukaryota; Metazoa; Chordata; Mammalia; Rodentia; Bathyergidae. Gene Ontology annotation, cellular component: Golgi membrane; endoplasmic reticulum membrane.